Messenger RNA from Paramuricea clavata, 3398 nucleotides. The record is from the annotation of a GenBank genome assembly. NCBI's taxonomy places the organism in Eukaryota, Metazoa, Cnidaria, Anthozoa, Malacalcyonacea, Plexauridae.
AUGGCGCUGGAAGUUGAGAGCGCGGAGUAAGUUUUUGAAGAUUAUAAAGUUGUUUUUUUCCUUUCUGUGUAGGUUAUUUUACAAAACGUACUCGAUUGUCUUGCUGUAUCUUUCUAGUGUCGUAAGAUUAAUUGAACAAUAUUUGAAAGAGAAUAAUCUGCCAAGAACCUUGGCUGUUUUGCAGGUAAGGUGAUUGGACAUUUGAAAUAAUUGCAUUACUAUAUUAUUAACCAUGCGGGGAAAUUUUACAUUUUGCCGUACUUGAGUAAUCAUUGAAUACACGCCAGUACUUUUACUAGUAAAAUAUUACAAGUAAUGCUAUCAAACACAUCGACACAUCAUGUUCACGUUUUGUAGGCAGGCCGCAGGCAAAUAUUUUUCAUUUUUGCCUGGCUACAGAUUUGUUGUGCUUAAAUUUUAAAGUUGAUUCUUUCGUGCUGGUUCGCAUAUAAACAGCCCCCAGGGUUCGUAGUGGUCUUUGAAAUCCUUGAAAGUCUUUAAAUUUGAAUGCAGGUCUUUGAAAAAUCUUUGAAUUGUGUGAAAAAGCGAAGAAAGUCUUUAAAAGUCUUUUAAAUUCUUUAGUGAGUAUUUGAUUUUACGAUUUCCUAGCUAAUAAAAUAGAUUGAUUGAAGUAAGAUUUUUGCAAAUAUCGACGAAAAGGCGCAUUUUACGAUGUGAUUUGACAGGACUAAUUAUUGGGUAAAAAUCUUGCUUACACUUGCAAUUUUUCGACAGCUGAUUGCUCUCAAAGGUCUUUGAAAAUAGGCAAAUAGGUCUUGGAGACUACGAACCCUGUAAACAGCCCCCUACUUAGGGGGAGCAUCCAUACUCAACUUGCCACGAGAAACGUCAAUUUGACGUUUCUUUUUAUACCCACCCACCCACUCUAGAAACGUCAAACCGUGGCAAGAAAAAAACAAGUGUAAAUACUCAAAAAUACUUGCAUUAACAAACAUAACAAAAUAAAUCUAAAGCCUUGAUUUACCGUCUGGUGAAGUAAGAAAGCUUGUUUUUGUUAGUUGUAUAUUUUCAUUGACUUUGUGUUUUUAAAGUAUGUUAUUACAAAUAGAAUUUUAUAUUAUACAAAAGAAUUUUAUAUAUUUAUACUGUCUUUUAUAAUAUUUAAAAGUGUCAAACUGCCACAGGCAAAACGUCAAAGAAAAUAACCCACACACCCACAAACGUCAAAUUGACGUUUCUCGUGGCAAGUUGAGUAUGGAUGCUCCCCCUUACAUAGUCAUUUGGUGUGACACUUUGUCCGGCAUCAUGUCAGUUUCCUGACUUGAAAGUUUGGAAAUUGUGCGGCCAAGAUUUUUCGAAAAAACUAUGAGUAAAUAUAUAGAAAGCUUCAAAAUAUCUUGCCCAAUAUCUCGGUUACAAGUGUCCUAUACAAACUUCCCACACUGGAUCAGUUUGGUGGUUGGAAAUGAGUACUGACCUCUUGCAUCCCAACGGAGAACACAUUCUUUUGUAUAAUCGGAACUUGCCUGCCAGCAAAAUGUAAACAGGACAUGGGGUCCAGACUGUCCAGUUUUCUAAUCAUUGCAAACUAAUCUUGUGCAGGAAGAAUCUGGUAUAACUCUGAAUACAGUCGACAGUGUUGAGGGAUUUGUGACGGAAAUCAACAACGGCCAUUGGGAUACAGUGCUUCAAGCUGUACAACCUCUGAAAUUACCUGACAAAACUCUUAUUGAGCUUUAUGAACAGGUAGGAAAAACUCAACAUCGGUUUAAAAAUAGGUUUUCAAAAAACAAUUCAACCAAUGUUGGUCUGGGAACAAACCCGAAAAUAAUGAAAAGCAGGGGGAAAAUCGGAAAAAAACCAGUUUGAAACUCGGUAAUAUUGAAAAAAAAUGUUAAUAAUUCCACAUACCGUAAACCUCCGACUAUAAGCCCCCCAAAUAUAAGCCCCCCUGAAUAUAAGCCCACCACAUAUACUAACGCUCACCUCAUUCCAAAUAUAAGCCCCCCUCCCGAAUAUAAGUCCCCCGAAUAUAAGCCCAGUAGCCCACUACGUUAUUCAACAUUGACAGUGUCUUUUAAUAUAGCAGAGAACAAUAUUUAAAAACAUUGUCAUUGUCUUUAUAGCUUACUAUGUUAAUCAAUGCGUGUUAUUAAUACAUGUUUAUUUUCCUGUUUAUGACCGACUUGUUUAUUACUAACACAAAAGAUCGUCCAUGUAUUAGCCCCCCCAUAUAUAAGCCCCCCCCCCUUGCAUAAGGCCAUCAAAAAUCGCCCAGGGCUCAUAGUCGGAGAUUUACAGUAUUUGUGCACAUGCUUGAUUAGUUGAACAGAAGGCAGAUGUCUGUGAAGACAUGUAGAUACAAAAAUAUUUUUUCUGUUUUUUUUUCCCUGAACCAAAUGAAAGUAUUUAAUACCUGAACUUAUUUAACUGAAUGGAAAUUAAUUUCUCUCCCAAAUAAGAGGGCAGAAGGAAAUUAGAUAAUAUUUCAUCUAUUAUUGAGUACAUUUUGUUUUUCCAACCAUGAAAGAACGACACUUGACAGCCUAAUGGCUAAUGUUGCAUGCUUCAUUCAGAUUGUGCUUGAAUUAAUUGAGCUUCGUGAACUUGGUGCUGCCAGAUCAUUACUUCGUCAGACAGAUCCAAUGAUUAUGUUAAAGUCGCAACAACCUGAUAGAUACCUACAUUUGGAAAACUUACUGGCAAGAUCUUAUUUUGAUCCAAGGGAGGUGAGUGGCCAUGAAUGUUAUUGUGGAAUUUAUAGCUACGGAUAGGUGAAUGUGACUACCACAGUUCGCUGCAAGGCCAUUGUCAAGGAACUGGAAAUGUAAAGAUUUAGUUCAUUUAAGUUGUGCUGUUUUUCUCGCAGGCAUACCCUGAGGGAAGUAGUAAAGAACGAAGAAGAGCCGCAAUUGCCCAAGGUAUUGCCUUAGAAAGUUACUAGGAAAUUAAUCCGUAGAAACCGAUAAUCUGCAACUUUCAGGCAGAUCGGUUAUCGGCUAAUCACAUUGACAUAUAUUACCAUGUACCGGCCGUCCAAUAAAUAUAAUUCUGGCUUUUACUUGUGAUAUUUACUCUUCUUUGUCAAGAAAAACUAUGUGGGUUUGUCAAACAGAUUCUCUUUCAUAAAGGAACUGUCAGAUCUACUUACGCUGUUAGUCAUUUACCAGGAUACUUUUCCGAAAUAAAUUGAUUACCACUGUAAAUUGAGUCAAUCUCUUCCUCGACUAUCGUAACGACAUUUCUGUUACUGGCCUGUUAACUUUUGUAAUAUUUUGCUAGCAUUUUGCCCCAAUUUUGAGUGUUGAAAAUUCCUGUUAACAAAUAUCGGUAACCACAGAUAAAUCGGUUUCCUUUACUUCCCAGCUUUAUCCGGUGAGGUGUCGGUGGUUCCACCAUCUCGCUUGCUAGCUCUGCUUGGUCAGGCAUUGAAAUGA